UAGUCUUUCAGUGUGCUGGCUGGCUGGCCUGGGUUGUAGUCUUUCAGUGUGCUGGCUGGCUGGCUGGGGUUGUAGUCUUUCAGUGUGCUGGCUGGCUGGCUGGGGUUGUAGUCUGUCAGUGUGCUGGCUGGCCUGGGGUUGUAGUCUUUCAGUGUGCUGGCUGGCUGGGGUUGUAGUCUUUCAGUGCUGGCUGGCUGGCCUGGGUUGUAGUCUUUCAGUGUGCUGGCUGGCUGGGGGGUUGUAGUCUUUCAGUGUGCUGGCUGGCUGGCCUGGGUUGUAGUCUUUCAGUGUGCUGGCUGGAUGGCUGGGGUUGUAGUCUUUCAGUGUGCUGGCUGGCUGGCUGGGGUUGUAGUCUUUCAGUGUGCUGGCUGGAUGGCUGGGGUUGUAGUCUUUCAGUGUGCUGGCUGGCUAACCCUAACAUGCUUAUUGCUGACCAACACAACUUUAUUCAUGGGAGCGUACAGACAUUUUAUAAACUUGACUCAUAGUGAAAGAAAUGAUCUCAGAAAUGUAACACGUUAUAAAAACACAAGAACAUUUCAUCAACAGUGUUUCUGGUCAUUCAUGAUUUGGAACCAAAUUAUCUUGAUCUUGUCCAAUAAGAAACACUUGUUUUUGUUUUCUGCUGCAAAACCGUUGUGCUACGAUGUACACGAAUGAAUACACCCCUGGUGUGUUCUGUCUCUCCUCUCCAGACUCCCCCUGUUGGUCUGAACUGACCAGUAUUAACAAGAAACAGGCUGCGGAGAAGCUACCGGGUCAGUACCUGCCAGUGUGUGACGCAGAGGGCUACUACCGGUCCCACCAGUGCCACGGCAGCAGCGGACAGUGCUGGUGUGUCGAUCGCUAUGGCAACGAGGUCGCAGGGUCACGGACCCACGGAGCAGCAGACUGUGGGGUGGUGUUGGAAUCAUCUGGAGACCAGGGCAGCGGAGACUCUCUCUUCUCCGACGACGACUAUGACGAUGAUGAAGAUGAUGCCUUCGUCCUGAGCGAUCAGAUCGAUGACGAAGAUGACGAAGACGACUAUGACGGAGAGGAAAGAUAUCUGUCGUAACUCCGUCACUCUGCACUUUGCCAGGGGACUUCAGCAGCAAGAAUAGUUGCUAGGCGACCUCGUCACCGCUAACAGACUAAAGACAUUUCUCUCUCUCUCUCCUGUGUCUCAAAUGUCACACUAUACCCUAGUCAGUUCCCCAGGGCCCAUUGGGUGGAAGGCAGUUCACUACAUAGUGUACAGGGCACCAUUUAGGAUGGCCCACACUGUGUUUGUUGUCUAUUCCUAAUUUAAAGGUGGACUCUGCAAUUUGACACCAUCGUACAAAGUGUGGGGGGCUUCCUGUAAAUAACAGACGGCAUCAACAACAACAAAAAAAUGACAACAACAACGGAAUUGUGAUUUAUGGGUUUCUGCCCUCUGUGGUGUUUCUUCAUCAGGAAAAUCACAGCAUAGCCGUCUUGGCAGAUUAGAAUUCUGUUGUUGGUGUUGUCCCGUAACCAGGAAGUGACCUUGCUGUGUAUGAUGUCAUAAUAACUAGCCCACCUUUCAUCGCUGGUAAACGGUUGUUUAUGUUUUCACUUCCUCUGCCGUCCAAUCACAAGCUGUGGAUGUAGUCACAUGUGCAAUGAGGCCUUUCCUUAUUGGACAAUCAGUGUGUCCUCUCCUCUCUUCCUCUCCUCCCUCCUAUCUCCUCUCCUCUCUUCCUCUCCUCCCUCCUAUCUCCUCUCUUCCUCUCCUCCCGCCUAUCUCCUCUCUUCCUCUCCUCUCUUCCUCUCCUCCC
Oncorhynchus gorbuscha (pink salmon) is the source of this 1781-nucleotide messenger RNA. RefSeq names its product testican-3-like. The record is from RefSeq and is a predicted model, not a curated record. Gene Ontology annotation, biological process: establishment of protein localization to extracellular region. Bases 647 to 1057 code for a protein of 136 amino acids. NCBI's taxonomy places the organism in Eukaryota, Metazoa, Chordata, Actinopteri, Salmoniformes, Salmonidae. The transcript is spliced from 3 exons.